Ornithodoros turicata is the source of this 4956-nucleotide messenger RNA. RefSeq names its product glycerol-3-phosphate dehydrogenase, mitochondrial-like (gene Gpo1). The record is from RefSeq and is a predicted model, not a curated record. Gene Ontology annotation, molecular function: calcium ion binding; glycerol-3-phosphate dehydrogenase (quinone) activity. Lineage: Eukaryota; Metazoa; Arthropoda; Arachnida; Ixodida; Argasidae. Gene Ontology annotation, cellular component: mitochondrion; glycerol-3-phosphate dehydrogenase (FAD) complex. The transcript has a single exon. Gene Ontology annotation, biological process: glycerol-3-phosphate metabolic process. The coding region runs from base 119 to 2281 and encodes 720 amino acids.
GUGGAGGACGCCAUCUUGAAGAGGGUCACCUUUCAAUGCAUCUCCGUCCCUGCCGCUAGUAACCCGGGCAUCUCUCGCGUACGCGAGGUGCAACCGUGCGGAAGAAGGUGGGUGAAUUAUGGCUUCCUACAGAAUGCGAAAAAUUGUGAUCAUAGGCGGAGGUGCUCUUGUGGCGACAUAUAUCGCUGGGCAGUACACCGAUCGGAGUAGGCCCGUCGUAGUUGCCGCCUCAGCGAAGGACGCAUCCCGACCUCACGGCCCGUUGCUGCCUCGAGCCACGCAUCUGAAAAACCUCAAAGAAACACCCGAGUUCGACGUUCUGAUCAUCGGUGGAGGAGCAACGGGAUGCGGAGUUGCCGUCGAUUCACAAAGCCGCGGGCUCCGCACUGCGGUUGUAGAAAUGAACGAUUUCUCCUCUGGCACCAGCAGUCGCAGCACAAAACUGAUCCACGGGGGAGUGAGGUAUUUACAAAAAGCAGUCAUGAACCUCGACUUGGAACAGUAUCGGAUGGUACGCGAGGCUUUGCAAGAGCGAGCGAAUCUUCUCAGCAUCGCACCGCACCUUGCGAACCCGCUGCCGAUCAUGUUGCCCAUCUACCGGUGGUGGCAAGUUCCAUACUAUUGGGCCGGAAUCAAGCUCUACGAUCUCGUCGCAGGCAAGCAGUGUUUGAAAAAAAGCUACUUCCUGUCUGCGAAGAGCUGCCUAGAGUUAUUUCCCAUGUUGAAGAAAGAACACCUUUGUGGGGGUCUCGUCUACUACGACGGUCAGCACAACGAUUCACGUAUGAAUAUUACGCUAGCUCUAACCGCAGCACGAAUGGGAUCUACUAUAGCCAACCACACCGCAGUCGUUAAACUACUCAAAAAGAAAAAUGAAGAAGGCAAAGAAGUAUUAUGUGGUGCUACGGUGCGUGACAUGCUCACGGGUAACGAGUUCGACGUGCACGCAAAGUGCAUCAUCAAUGCCACGGGACCCUUCACGGACAAAAUAAGAAAGAUGGACGACCCAAAUGCGCCUAACAUCUGCCAGCCUAGUUCCGGCGUUCACAUUGUGUUGCCCAGCUACUACAGCCCAGAUAACAUGGGGCUCCUUGAUCCGGACACGAGUGACGGUCGCGUCAUCUUCUUCCUUCCGUGGGAACAAAACACCAUAGCGGGUACGACGGACCGGCCCUGUCCCGUCACCGAAAACCCCGCGCCCACCGAAGACGACAUCCAGUUUAUCCUGAGCGAAGUGCGACACUACCUGAACCAGGACGUCGAAGUGCGGCGCGGCGACGUCCUCUCCGCUUGGGCCGGCAUUCGCCCGCUCGUGCUCGACCUGAACAAGAGCAAACCCGGAAGCACGGAAGCGAUUGCCAGGAAUCACAUCAUUUACGUGAGCGACUCCAACCUCGUCACGAUCGCCGGCGGAAAGUGGACGACGUACCGCGUGAUGGCGCAGCACACCAUAGACGCCGCCGUCCGGGCGUGCGACUUAAAACCGACGGCCGAGUCGAGUACGCUCGGCAUGACGCUCGAAGGCGGCCACAAGUGGACGCCGACCAUGUACAUUCGCCUGGUGCAGGAUUUUGGAAUAGAACCCGUCGUCGCGAAGCACCUCGCGAGCAGUUACGGCGACCGGGCGUCGUCCGUUGCCAAGCUCGCCGCUCUUACGGGCAAGCGCUGGCCCGUCCUCGGCAAACGGCUGCACGAAGAGUUCCCGUACCUCGAAGCUGAAGUCCGCUAUUCUAUAAAGGAAUACGCCUGCACCGCUGUUGAUGUGAUUGGUCGUCGGCUGCGCCUGGCCUUCCUGAACGUCCAGGCCGCGCAAGAGUGCCUUCCCCGCAUCGUAGACAUCAUGGCUGAAGAGCUCAAAUGGAGUAAAGCCGAGAAAGAAGAACAGUACGUAAGGGCCAAGGAGUUCCUCGACGUCGAGAUGGGCGGCAACGUGAACGUGAUGUCUAGGCAGCCCCUUCAGAUGAGCUUCACAAAAUCCGAGAUGGACCAAUUUAUUGCCAAGUUCCAGACCAUCGAUCGUGACCACAAGGGCUACAUCAGCGUCAUGGAUCUGCGACGCAGCCUCAAGACGGCUGGUGAGCACGUGUCGGAGCAGCAACUUCACGAGAUGCUAAAUGAGGUGGACAUCAACAAGAAUGGCCAGAUUGAACUGGGAGAGUACCUGGAGCUCAUGAACGCCAUCAAGACCGGCUCCAUCACGGAGAGCAGGGUGGCGCGAGCCGUGGAUCUCGAGUACGACCGGCACUCCCCCUCCGUCGACCGCAGCGGAGGAGGAUUGUAAUUGCCGACGUGCUUGGUUUUGAGGGCGACAGACAGCAUUGUGAGGUCUCGGUGUGAACGGCGCGGAUGACACUUGUGAAUGUCGCUUUAUUUUAUUUUCAACAGUGAUUUCUUGACGGACGCGUUCGACUGGUAAGGGGGGAAAGUUUGUAGAGGCUGGAAAAAAAAACAAUUUAGAUCAUUAACGGGGAUGUUGGGCUCUUCACACACAGACUUCAUAAUGGUUGGUUGUUUGGAACCGCAUAUAACAUCAUCUAUGUGAGUGCAUGGAUGACUGCCUCCUCAAAUUAUGGACCCACUGCUGCUUAGUUGUAGAAAAAAAAAUGUGGGCAUAUGCAAAUGCCUGUGUGUGUAUGUAGUGAAUCGUGUCUUACGGUAGAAAUGAAGGUUGUUUCCUCUGCUGAAAAGUUCAAUAACCAAUUUCUUUUAGCGAUACUCUUCUUGCAUAAGAGAAGUAGGAAUGAAAUUCCACUUUUACUUCGUGGCUAAGCCACUUUCAAACUGCUGGGAACACCCUCCACCUUUCUCUUCUUAACUUAUAUUAAUUUAUUCUACACAUCAUCGAGCUUCUGUCUCUUUGUGUGCAUCCUCGUGUUUAUCUUCUAUUUUACCUGCAGUUUUUUUUUUUGUCCUUCAUGCCUCACAAUUCCACUUGAGAUAGCAAGCUCGUUAUCUUGCGUCUGUCCAGUACGUGAGGUUUUGUUGUACACUCUACUUGCAAAGGGUUGACCCAGUUACCCUUCUCUGUGUCUCGUAGUGUAGUCGAGCGAAGAAGAAAGAGAGGCAAGCAAGCUGAUGGCAAUGAACCUUUCGGGUAUUUUUCCUCGAGUAUGAAUUAAGUUUGUCCCAUCACGUCUCCUGUCUUUGUUUCUUCUCCCGAUACUCAAGGAAGCUCCAAGUAGUUUAAUUCUCAUCUCCGAAACGACUGCACGUUCCGUUUGAUGAGGACAGCAUACGGCUUUCUUUCGUUAAGUGUCCAGAGAGUCGCUUCGGAAAGGGGUUUACUGUUUCUAGUUUUAGUCCGUCUUAUCUUUAACAAGGGGUUCCGCGGUUGCGGAUUAUAGUUGUAGGUAGAUUUGGAAGGAUGUUUUUCGUAUCUCCCGUUUCUUUCAGAUGUUGCGCAUUAAUGGAAUUUGGUUGGGCUGCUAGACUGAAGUCAUGCUGCAUUCGUAUGUUCUAAUCGGCAUAUCCUCCGUUAUUUAGGUACUCUGCAAUAGUUUGCGUGCUUGGUUUAAUUUCGCUACAAAAAUUACGGAUGCAAAACAUUGUGACACGAUAAUGUUGGAGUCUGUCAAUAGGUUGUCACAUUGUCUACUUUAGCAACAUAAUUAGCCCUCUGCUGGAAUUCAGAGUUUCUUGCUCAGGGUUAACUCUGUAAAACACAAACUUACCAGCAGUUAUAUUGGUGAGUGCCUUUCAAUUCUUUUAUCUUUCCUCUUUUUAAGGUUAAUUCCAAUAGCUCUGCAUGUAGCUUGUCUGCAAUCCAUGGGAGACAGGAAUUCCUUAAUGCAUCUCUCCAGUUCUAUUAGGAAUAAAGAGCAAGCAUCUCGCAGACAAUUGCAAACACAAUGGGACGUUUGUUUGAAGAAACCGUGGUAAAAAGAUUAUGCAUUUACUGCUGAUAACCAUUAGGUGAAAAUACACUGAUUGAUUAAUUGAUUAACUACCUAGACUGGAAGAGGAACUGGUAGUACGGAUGGCAGGCGUGCAAUAUUGCCUGACAAGGAUAAAAUACAAAUCGGUUUGCUAGUGACACUACCAAACAGAGAAUCGAUUUUAUUUAUCUCAAUCCCUUUUAGGACGUGUUGGUGGACUUGGACACCAUGCCAGCUUUCGCAUCCUUGGACGAGCUUGUUCUCGACUGUUUAAUUCAAUCUGAAGGACACCCCCAUGCAUGUGUCUGUGGUGCCAAGAAAAAACCCUUUCUCUUUGGCUUCUGCUAAUAAUAGGACCGUGGCCUGUUCUCACCUUUCUUCGAGCUGAUGUUUCAAUAUUCUCUGACUGGACCACCUUUAACUGCGACCUAUUCCACAAACACUGGCGUGCAAUUCUUUUAAAUUUAACGUGUUCAUAAUUUUGUGUCUGCUUGCCCUUACCAUUCGCCAAGCGUGAUUAGAUUUCUCUAUUGUGAUACGGUAAAAUGAGUAACGCGAACGUAUGUGAUAGGCAGGUACUUUUUUUGCAUUUGAAAGUUUAACGUAGAUUUUAUUUUUUCCCACUUGUUUUACUGGUCUGUGUUCUAGUCUUGCGCUGGUGACUUCGUAGAAGUUUAUUCGCGGAUACUAAUUAUGUCAAAAUAAAUCCUGCGUUCUUACGGUAUCCUUAUGCAUUUGCACGUGUAACAAAUGCAAGAUAAGUAUCCAGUUAUACUGGUACGAAGCAUAUUCACAGGGGAAAGUUGGAGAUCCACGUGAAUUGCAUUGUGAAAGUGUGGCUGUCCUUUGACUGUCUUUUCCAUUCAUUGUGCUACCGCACACCUGUGAGGGUUUAUGCUCCCAAGGCGUCUUUGAUGAUGGAAUCGAGAUUCCUAACUUGCAAUUUGUGACUUUUAUAUACUUAGUGUUAUCGGGAUAGUUUAGUCCUACGUUUAUUUGUUAGAGGCGUCAACCGUUGCAUAUGCCAGAGUUUAUUACGACUUGCAUGUAUUUACCUGCUAAAUAAACUAUUUCCUAAGCA